Molecule: messenger RNA, 2007 nt
Organism: Pyrenophora tritici-repentis Pt-1C-BFP
Lineage: Eukaryota; Fungi; Ascomycota; Dothideomycetes; Pleosporales; Pleosporaceae
Molecular function (GO): protein binding
Source: RefSeq, a predicted model, not a curated record
AUGGUCCCCGCCAAAGCGAAACCCCGAGCUUUUGGCACCAUUCAGCGGCACCGCAACCCCCGACAAAAAUCCACACAUCUUUACACUAGCUUGAGCUCUAAAAAACUCCGUUCUAUAUUGAGGUGUAAUUUGGCUCAGCUUCCAACCCAUCAACCUCCACCAACCUGCAUCAGCAUCCGAAAUCAUGAGCCCGCUGACUUGACACUUCCGGUAGCUCGAACUCCCGAACAAAGGAGUCUUACAACUACAAUACAAUUUCAUGAUUGGUCGCCUAAAAUUCAAGCCGUGCGAAAACCUAAGCUAUAUAACCCAGGAGUCGCAGGAUUAUGUGAUCUUCCAGAAGAGUUGCUCGUCAACAUCAUCAAAUCCGUGGAAAAGUACGAUCUUCUCAAUAUCGUUCGCACUUCCAAGAAGUUGCGACGCAUAACUGAAGAGAUGGUCUAUACUCGUCCUGCGCUUGAUAAGCCGUAUUCGAAUUACUACUUUCCGAUUACCAGACGGGUAUUUUGCUUCGCUCGCACGCUGAUUUGCCGACCUGAUCUUGCGUCCAGAGUACAAUCGCUCUCUAUAACCACCGAAUCAGGCUAUAGUUCUGAGUAUCAAAACUGGUUACCGGAUGAGAGUCUGAAAGCAUUUGAGGCCAUUCGGGAAGUGGGAAAGACGCACGCAUGCUGGGCGACCAGGGUCAAAAACUGGAUCUACCGCUUGAGGUCUGGUAGUAGUCAUGCUUGUGGUGGACUCAUCAUUGCAUCACUACCCAACUUAAAGACACUUACUAUCGAAGUCCUGUACAAGCAGAUUUCGGGAUUCUCGCCAUCUCCUUGGGAUGGCAGUCGAUAUGAGCGAAAUGUGAUGGAUUGUCUGUUCGGUAGACCAACAGAACAGGACACUUACCUGGACCUUUCGGAGCUACGAGGCCUGAGAAAGAUUGAAAAUCUCGAGUUCUUUGGAUCCCGUCUUUCCACAAAUUGGUGCAUUCUGCCAAGUUUGCAAAGAUUAAACAUAGCGCGGGACUCCUUUUGCCCAUCUCAGCAUAGCUGGAAGGUGAUCGGUGACUUCCAUACGAAAAGGUCGACCGUUCGAUCUCUUUAUCUCGACGUACCAACUUAUGUGACUUAUCGUGGCGAAGGAAAUCUUCGCGGGACUGUUAGUCCACAGUUCAUCUCGCCGGAGAACUUCCCUUGUCUCGAGACGUUAAGCAUCCUCUUGACAAACAUCGACUACAACGGGAUCCGAGAUAUAGAGAUACUCGUCGAGCCAGGACAUGGGUACAUGGAUAACCUUAUAUCCCGUCUGGUAUCAAUUUCAGCAUCGAUCACUACACUGGAUCUCGAACCCUUCGGCAAUCGUGGCCACACCUUUCUCGACUAUCUUAAACCUAUCACUACCCUCGCAGCUUUCAGCAAGCUGAAAAUCCUUAACAUAACCCAGGAUCUUCUCCUUGGUCAUGACUUUGGGUUGUGUUCCAAUGGCGCCCCACAUCCAGCUUCUUCUCAUCCCUUUAUGCUUCUCCCAGGCACUCUCAGGACGCUUUCAAUACAACAUCCAACUACCCGAGUAUUUGGAUGGCUUGAUGAGUUUGAUAAAGACGUUGACUCAGACGCAUUUCCAGACUUUGAGGGUAUAUUACUGGGGUGUCAAAGUAUCCGAGGAGAUAGUUAUCCGGAAAUGUAUGCGGAGUGGGACGUAUGGGACGAGCAGCGCCAUCGUCCUUACUAUGUGGCUGUGGGAUAUCGAAAAUACGACGAGCACCCGUCCUGGUACGACGGUACAUGGUCAAAGGACUGGGACCCCUAUGUCACUCGAGUGGUAAAAUUCCUCAACAACUUGCAUGUAAAAAAUGACACCAGAGGCCGACCAGUAGUACAUCGUGAGUUGACGAGAACCACGAGCAAUUUUUACCCCGUACUGAACCGAAGAACCGUCGAUUACAUGAUUUUGAAGAGAGCUCUUCCGAGAUUUUUCGACUCUGGUCUCAGCGUAUACCCAUACUUCGAAGCUACGUAA